GCAGCCCCCGCGCGACGCCCUGUGGACCCUCAGGGGUCUGAAGACGCAGCUCCUGUCACCUCGCCGGCGUGGGGCGGGGCCCGGAGCCGAGCUGGGUCCCAGUUCGGUGAACGUAGUGAAGGUGCAGCAGGGAGCCGGGAAUGAUGGCCAGGUGAAUGGCUCAGUGGGGGGAUGAGCUUGCUGUCCAGCCUGAGGGCUUGAGUUUGAGCUGGUAUCCACAAAAUGGAAGAAAACAAACUCCUACAAGUUGUCCUCCGACUUCCACAUGUGUGCCAUGGCAUCCCUGUAGCCACCCCCACACAUCACAUACGUAUACACGAGUGAAUAAAGCCCUGGCCUCGGUGGACUCUGCUUCUUUUGAGAAAUAAACUCCAUGGAAGACUGAGCAGUUUUUGAGUUUCUAAACCAUGGCCCGUGUGUCGGUGAUGUUCAGUGAUGUAUCCAUAGCCUUCUCGCAGGAGGAGUGGGAAUCCCUGGACUUGGAACAGAGGAAUUUGUACAAGGAUGUGAUGAUGGAGAAUUACCACAAUGUGAUCUCACUAGCAGGAUGCUUCAUUUCUAAGCCAGAUGUGAUUUCCUUACUGGAGCAAGGGAAAGAGCCCUGGAAGGUUGUGAGGAAAAGAAAACGACAUCCAGAUUCAGAAACAAAGGAUGAGACCAGCCAGUUGUUCUCAGAAAAUGGCAUUUAUGAAGUGAAUUUACCCCAGUGGAAGAUAAUGGAAAGAAUUGGGAGCAGUGGCCUAAAGAGCCUCCUUUUAAAAAAUGAAUGGGAAUCAAGAAAACAGGAAAGACAAGAGGGCUCUCAGGAGGGAUAUCUCAAUCAAGUGAAGCGCACAUCUGAAAGAGUGUCCUCUUAUGAAAAGUGCGCACUGACUUCAUGUCAGAGGAUCCAUUUUGUGGAGAAACCCUAUGAGUGCAAUGAAUGUGGGAAGGCCUUUAAAGUCCGCCAGCAGCUCACUUUUCACCAGAGAAUUCACACAGGCGAGAAGCCCUAUGCAUGUAAGGAGUGUGGGAUGGCCUUCAGGCAGACUGCACACCUUACCAGGCAUCAGAGGCUGCAUUCUGGUGAAAAACUGUAUGAAUGUAAGGAGUGUGGGCAAGCUUUCAUAUAUGGCCCAGACCUCAGAGCACAUCAGAAGCUUCACACCAGAGAGAAGCCCUACGCAUGUAAUGAGUGUGGGAAAGCCUUCAGGGUACGGGGACAACUUACUCUCCAUCAGAGGAUCCAUACUGGGGAGAAGCCCUAUGUGUGUCAAGAGUGUGGGAAGGCCUUCAGGCAGUAUGCACACCUCACUCGCCAUCAGAAGCUUAAUGUCGCUGACAGACUCUAUGAGUGUAAGGAGUGUGGGAAAGACUUUUUGUGUGGCUCCGGCCUUAGAGUACAUCACAAACUUCACACUGGUGAGAAGCCCUAUGAGUGCAAGGAGUGUGGGAAGGCGUUUAGAGUUCGACAGCAGCUGACGCUCCAUCAGAGAAUUCAUACUGGGGAGAAGCCCUAUGAGUGUAGUGAGUGUGGGAAGACCUUUAGUCGGGGUUACCAUCUUAUUCUCCAUCACAGAAUCCAUACUGGAGAAAAGCCUUACGAAUGCAAGGAGUGCUGGAAGGCGUUCAGUCGCUACUCACAGCUUAUUUCACAUCAGAGUAUCCAUAUUGGGGUUAAACCCUAUGCCUGCAAAGAAUGUGGGAAAGCCUUCAGACUCCUCUCUCAGCUCACACAACAUCAGAGUAUUCAUGCUGGGGAGAAGCCCUACACUUGUAAGGAAUGUGGGAAGUCUUUCAGAUUGCGUCAGAAACUCACGCUACACCAGAGCAUUCAUACUGGUGAAAAGCCCUUCGAGUGCAAAGAAUGUAGGAAGGCCUUUCGGCUUAAUUCUUCUCUUAUCCAACAUCUGAGAAUCCAUUCUGGUGAGAAACCCUAUGAGUGUAAGGAGUGUAAGAAGGCCUUUAGACAACACUCUCACCUCACCCAUCACUUGAGGAUCCACACCGGCGAGAAGCCUUACAAAUGCAAGGAGUGUGGGCAACCCUUCAGACAGCGGGCACACCUUAUCCGACAUCACAAACUUCACACUGGUGAGAAGCCCUAUGAGUGUAAGGACUGUGGGAAGGCCUUUACAGUCCUCCAAGAACUCACACAGCACCAGCGUCUUCACACUGGUGAGAAGCCAUAUGAAUGCAAGGAGUGUGGGAAGGCCUUCCGGGUACAUCAGCAGCUGGCUCGGCAUCAGAGGAUUCACACAGGGGAGAAACCCUAUGAGUGCAAGGACUGUGGGAAGACCUUCAGACAGUGCACACACCUUACCCGACACCAGAGACUUCACACUUCUGAGAAACUGUAUGAAUGUAAGGAGUGUGGGAAAGCCUUCGUGUGUGGCCCAGACCUGCGAGUACACCAGAAAAUCCACUUUGGUGAGAAGCCCUAUGCAUGUAAGGACUGUGGCAAGUCCUUCAGAAUAUGCCAACAGCUGACCGUCCAUCAGAGUAUUCACACUGGGGAGAAGCCUUAUGAGUGUAAGGAAUGUGGGAAGACCUUCAGACUGAGGCAGCAGCUUGUCCGCCAUCAGAGAAUCCAUACCCAUGAGAGACCCUAUGAGUGUCUGGCAUGCUGGAAAACCUUCAGUAGUUACUCCCAGCUGAUUGCACAUCAGAGCAUUCAUGUCGGCGAGAGACCAUAUGAGUGUGAAGAGUGUGGGAAGGCCUUCCGGCUUCUCUCGCAGCUCACUCAGCACCAGAGCAUCCACACAGGCGAGAAGCCUUAUGAAUGCCAGGAGUGUAGAAAACCCUUCCGGCUGCUCUCACAGCUCACUCAGCACCGGAGCAUCCACACGGGUGAGAAACCUUAUGAAUGCAAGGAGUGUGGCAAGGCUUUUAGACUUUAUUCGUUUCUUUCUCAGCACCAGAGGAUCCACACUGGUGAGAAGCCCUAUAAAUGUAAGGAGUGUAAGAAGGCCUUCAGACAGCACUCACACCUCACCCAGCACCAGAAGAUCCAUAGUGGAACCUGACAAGCCUUCAGCUCUAGACCAAGUUGUAAUGUCAGGAAGUCCAUUUUUAAGAAUAAUUUAUUUUGUGCUUUAAAGUAAGCAUAAAUAAGACUGUGUUGCUUUAAAAGUCCACCAUCCUCACUUAAAUGUUGCAUUUCUUCUGCAAAUUCCCAUGAAAGAAUAUUUGAUGAAUUUAGGGAAAUGUUUAGCCUCACCUGUUGUCAUCUACAUCUUACCACUCUCUUCCAGUGUGACACUGGAUAGGACCCUAAGCAUUAAUGCCUUGUUUUGCUCACUGUCAAAAUGGUGACAAUAGCACUUACACAUACUAUUUAUUGAUAUGUAACAAAUUAAUAGAAAACAGUAGAGUAAAUAAUAUACUUUAUCAUCUAAAAUUGUCUAUAGGUCCAGGUGUACCUGAGUUGGGUCUUUGAGGUCUCAGCUAAGGUUGCCUCUUGUCUGAAAGCUUAACUAGAGAAGGCUCCACACCAGAGGGAACAGGUUAGACAUCUGAAUUCAUUUCCUUACGAGCUGAUCCAUUGGGAUUUUCAGUUUCUGGAUGGCCAUUGGUUGAAAGAUGAGUGAAGUUCCCGGCCAUAUUGACUGUCCCAGUGUGGUCGCUGCUCUAAUGAGAUUGCACAAGCCAACAAAGGUGGCUGGUAGCAGGAAGGAAGCCAGCUAGCCAGACUGACAUGAUAAUCUGUGCAGUCGAAUCACAGAAGGAACAUCCAGUCAUUUUACCACACUCUGCUGGCUGAAUAUAGUUAUCAGACCAGCUUACAACUCCAGAAGUCUCAUGAAUUUGAAUAUCCCGAGGAGGCCAGUGAGUGAGGACCAGGUUAGAGCCCACCUGCUGUACUGCACAACAGCACUAACUUAAGGAUGAAGUCGUUAACACUUGACCCACUAGCAGUCCUGGUAGCAUGUAUCCUAAAAUAAUGUCUGUAAUUUUUACUGCCAGUAUUGUCAAUUCAUGUGAAAGAAAGAUGAUCCCAUGGGAGUAAAUGUAGCAAUGCCUCUUUUCACAUCUCUGCAUUUAUAAGCCUCAACAUAAUUUCCCUUAGGUAAGACCUAGGGAACUAUAGCAAAUGGAAGAUUUUUGUCACUUGAGCAAAAUCUUCAUGUUGAAAAGAGACUGAGUUUCAUGAAUGUGGGUUGUUAAAACUUAACUAUUAAGGAAUCGGAGGAAAUGACUUUUUCAGUUUUCAAAAAAUCAGCUCAUUUAGAAUCCCUUCUUUGACCAAAUUUAUGUUUGUUUGUUUGUUUGUUUUUCGAGACAGGGUUUCUCUGUGUAGCCCUGGCUGUCCUAGAACUCACUCUGUAGACCAGGCUGGCCUCGAACUCAGAAAUCCGCCUGCCUCUGCCUCCCAAGUGCUGGGAUUAAAGGCAUGUGCCACCACCGCCCGUCCCAAAUUCAUUUUUAAUCACACAGUCUCAAGGACAACUAACAGCCUGGGGACCUCAUUUUUAUGCACACACAUAUGUAAGUAUUGGGGCCCCGAAAGUGGCCCUGUGGUUAAAGUGCUUGCUGUGUAAGCAUGAGGACCCAACUUUGGAUCCCCAGAACCCAAGUUAAAUGCCAGGUAGAUGUGGUAGCUCACUUGUAAUUCCAGCCUCUGGAGACAAGAUAUACAAAGCAAGUUGGCUAGCAAAACCAUACCUAGGCGUGUGCGAGCUCUGGGUUGGAUUGAGAGCCCACAGUAGAAGAGUGAUUGGAGAUGGUUCCUGAAAUAACCUAGGAUCUCCACAUGCACCUGUGCACAUGUCCACUACACACAUACAAACAUAAAUACACACAAAUAAACACCAUGCACACAUAAAUAUAAAAAGUUUUACAAUCAAAUAUGCUCAGACUUAUGUAUUUUCUUUUUUUUUUUUAAAGAUUUAUUUAUUUUAUGUAUGUAAGUACAUAGUUGCUCUCUUCAGACACACACUAGAAGAGGGCAUCAGAUCCAUGACACAUGGUUGUGAGCCACCAUGUGGUUGCUGGGAAUUGAACUCAGGACCUCUGGAAGAGCAGUCAGCACUCUUAACCAGAGCCAUCUCUCCAGCCCAGAUUGCUGUAUUUUCAAUCCAUGUUUCAAGAUGGAUCUUUUGACAGGAUCCUGCUAGUACUUUAGUAAUUUUCAAGGUUAUGGCUGACCAUUCUACUCAGAGAUAGAUGAUGGUAGGACACCAACUGAUUUAUUUAUAAAUGUAUUUAUUUACUUAUUUAUAUUUUGAGAUAGCAUCUUACCAUGUGGCCUUGGCUGACCUCGAACUAUGUGUAGAACAGACUGGCCUAGAACUCACAGAGAUCUGUCUGCCUCUGCCCUGCUUCAAAGGGCUGAGAUGAAAGCAUAUGCCACCAUACCUGACUUACACCAUCCUAAAUGAGCAGAUGAAAGCAAAAUGAACAUUCAUUUUUUCUCUUUCCUGUGAUCACUUUGCAAUAUUGACAAAUGUUCAUCAAACUCAAAUAUUUUUUUCCUUAAGCAAUUUAAUCAGUAAAUGCAGAAGAAAAUAAUGGAAUUGAGAGAUUCGCUGUUUUCUAAAUUCUAGUGCCAUAAUGGCCCUGGAAGGUGAUCUUUGUUGAAUCCUAGACCAGGCCACAGAGGAGGGCUAUGUCUAAAGCAAAAGGGGGAAAAUCCAGCCAAAGAAAGGCAAUUGACAAAAUGAGGCACAGUGGUUUUCACCUUUAAUCCCAGCACUUGGGAGGCAGAGGCAGGCAGAUUUCUGAGUUUGAGGCCAGCCUGGUCUACAGAGUGAGUUUCAGGACAGCCAGGGCUACACAAAGGAACCCUUUUUUCUUUAUUUUUAUAUACAUAUAUGUAUAUCUGACAGAAUUUAGAGUGGUAAAGCAUUGAGAGUGACUGAAUGAAUGGGUUAUUUGAUCAUGGAGAGUGAUUGUUCCAUUUCUUUUAUAUGUGUUUGAAAUAUCAAUAUUUUUAAAAACAAAACAAAUUGGAAACUAGUUGGAAAGUAAGCUGCCUGCAUAUCUAUACUGGUUAAAUGCCACCAAAGCAACAUGAAUGCAAGUGAUUGCCUUUGAUUUAUCAGAAAGUUCUCUUUAUGGACUUGGCACAUAAAAUAGGUGUUGACCAUCAAGAACCAUGAAAUAAAUAAAUCCAGUGCUAUUAGAAGG
Molecule: messenger RNA, 6108 nt
Organism: Mastomys coucha (southern multimammate mouse)
Lineage: Eukaryota; Metazoa; Chordata; Mammalia; Rodentia; Muridae
Product: zinc finger protein 14
Exons: 7
Coding region: 408-3005 (865 amino acids)
Biological process (GO): regulation of cytokine production; central nervous system development; regulation of immune system process
Cellular component (GO): nucleus
Molecular function (GO): RNA polymerase II cis-regulatory region sequence-specific DNA binding; DNA-binding transcription repressor activity, RNA polymerase II-specific
Source: RefSeq, a predicted model, not a curated record